Molecule: messenger RNA, 2780 nt
Organism: Carassius carassius (crucian carp)
Lineage: Eukaryota; Metazoa; Chordata; Actinopteri; Cypriniformes; Cyprinidae
Gene: cspg5b
Product: chondroitin sulfate proteoglycan 5b
Exons: 7
Coding region: 658-2295 (545 amino acids)
Biological process (GO): nervous system development
Source: RefSeq, a predicted model, not a curated record
CUACAGGUUUGGGCAGUCGUCUAUGGGUGACCCAGUUUCAGACGCUUUGUUCGGGGGAACCGCCUGCAUCAGUUUUGUAGGCUACCUUUAUUCAAAAGAGGUCAGUUAAAUUAUUUAUAAUGAAACAAUUUAUAUGACAGUAUUUGAUAUAUAUAAGUUAACUUCAAUGCAUUUGGGAACAGCAAGUGGGGACAUAUUGGGGACAUUUUAGUGAUUCUCUCACACGACACAAAUUGUGUCAGUAAUGAGGCGCAUGAGCAGAUUCAGAUUCUUCACAUCAACCGAGAGUUCGACUGACACAAAACACUCAUCCGCUGGAAUUAACCUACUGUAGUCGGUGGCAGCGCUUUCGUAGUGGACCCCUGAUACUGGCUCUCAUUACCAAUGAGACUUGGCAUCUUGUUGGAGUUGGAUAAGAAAUGACGGGUCCCUAACGACGCUAAGUGUGGACUGAAUCUCAACCAAAGAGGAAUAACAACUGAAGACAACAUCUGAAGUUGAGCAUGAAGCAUCGCGGUUCGUAACUCAUUCAAUCGAAGUAGAUUUAUGUCUAGGAUAAUUGCUCAGAUUCUCCGAAAUAUUUCCCGUAUGACUAUAUGUUAAAUAGAAGAUCCACCUGGUUCAGCUGAAGUGUUUUGGAAGCCCGUCUGUGUGAGGAUGAAGUCCAGGCGCAGGUUGUGUUCAGCAGGCUGGGAGUCAGUGGUGCUGUCCAGCGUCCUGCUGCUUCACAUCGCUCCUUUGUGUGUUAAUGGCAGUUCAUUUAUCUCCAACUCAACUGGGACUAACUCCUCAGACCUGAAUGGGAAUGGGCUUAAGCUUGCACUUCCUAUUGCUAGGGCCCACGUUCACUCUCGGAAACCACGAGCUGGAGAAGAGUCUGUCAGCCUUGGAGAAAUCUCAACCAGUGCUGUGAGGGACAGCAGUUUUGAUUCAGCUGAAAGGAAACACGUCAUUGAUUUGACGAUAGAUGGCAUGGCUGCCCGGCUGCCCACGCUGGCUGAACCCCGGACACGUGGCCUGUCCCAGCUAGACUUUAACGAGGAGAGAAUUGAGGACAGUGCUCCACUCUGGAAAAGCGAGAGACUACAAGCGGAUGGGACGUUUAUAGAUCCGGCCACUAGUCCUUCUCCUGAGUCCACCCCUUCCCAACCAGAGGAAGUUAUCACUGUGAAUUUUUACAAUCCUUCUUACCAACAGAGUGUUCUUGAUCCUCCUGCUUGGGUUCAGGAGCUCCAGGGUGGUUUUUAUGAUUAUCUAUCACCUGACUAUUCACCCACUGAAGUUUAUCUAGAGGAGAGCCAACCAUUGCCACCUGACAUGGAAGAUGAAAAUGUUCCUCUCAUAGCCAGCACAGUUCCCUCCAACACUAGAGUUAUUACUCUUGAUGAGGGAUCUGGAGAAUCUUCAGCUGGAGCAUCGGAUGUGCUCACCUCCGGUUGUCUCUAUGGUUUUGUGCGUUACAAUGGCACAUGUAUCUCGUCAUGCGACAUCUUCCCUAGUUACUGCUUCAAUGGAGGACAGUGUUAUGUGGUGGACAGUAUUGGUGCUUUUUGCCGGUGUAACAUUCAGGAGUAUAUCUGGAACAAAGGCUCAAGGUGCGAGUCGGUCAUUUCUGAUUUCCAAGUGAUGUGUAUAGCAGUGGGUGGAGCUGCUGUCAUGUUGUUACUCCUCUUCAUGGUUAUAGUCUUUUUCUCCAAGAGGAUGCACGUGCUAAAGACUGAAAACAGGCGACUUCGCAAUCACAGUAAGUUUCGUCCAAAGUCGGAGCAGCAUAUCGAUAACUUCUCACUGUCCACUGUCGCAGAGGGCUCUCAGGCAAAUAAAACCAUGAGCAGAUACACAUGGGAAUAUAAACCCAAAGAGGAUCCCUGCAGCGAGGAUUGCACUUGUAAAGAAGAGCCAUGCAAAUGUCCCCCUAAAGAGGACGAGUCUUUGAAGAACCAGAACUCACUCACGCCAAAACUGGAAAACGACAAGGCUGCAACAGAAGACAAUGCAGAGGAGGGUGGUGUGACCAUCGACUUAGAGUUGCUUCUCCCCGAAGAGGCGAAAAUGCUCCCCGAGACAAGCCCGCCACUGCACUACAAUGUCUUUCUCUACAAGCACCCCAAAUCCCCUAAAAAGUCACCUGUGCUGCGCCUUCCUCCUGGCAGAUCUGUACAGGGGAGGCCUGUGUCCCAGCUCUGCCCCAGACGUAGCUCUGAACCCAGCUACAGCCCCAUUAGCACACGUUCCCUACCGGGAGUCCUGUCCGGCUCAUCCAGCCCUCACCUGGGCAUGGACUACACACCUUAACGUGAUGUACAAAGAAAUGGCAAAUUUAUCCUACAUGCUACUUGACUGUGAGAAAUUUAAGACACUGAUUGUUAAUGAGUGAGUCUUGUGAAUAAACAAGAAAUGAAAUGGGAUGCAUUUUAGCGUAGGCCUUUACCGAAACAAAAUCACUCAGCAUCACAAUAAAGGUUAGUAGAUGAUAAAUGAUGAAAUGAAUUAGCAUUGUUGUGUAACAGGAGUAUAAAGGGAAAAUAAGUCGAGAAACUGUUAAUUUGGUGUUACAGACAAACAUGGAUCUCAGAUAUGUGUUAUGGUGCCAUGUUUUAUGUUGUAUUUUGUCAAACAGCACAUUCAUAUUCAUACACAUGCAUUCACAAAAAUGAUGGAACCUGUAAACAUUCAGGCCAAACAACUUGAUAACUAUUAUUAUUAACAAGGUGCUUUUUGUGUGUUUUUGUUGUUAGAUUAAUACUUUGAGAAUAAAUAAUUUAAUUGUAUACAUCUGA